GCGCUGGACACAAGCUCAGCCACCCAGGUCUUUAUAUAAUAUUUGCAGCCAUGUCUCGUCGUGAAGGCAGCCGCCAGAACUACUCAGAGCUAGCCAACGGGAACGAUUAUGACUCUGACUCAGAGAAUACCAGUACUUUCUCCGACGAUAAUGUUGACGCCGAUCUCGGUGAUGCCUACAUCCCACGUGCCAACCUAACGGUUGCGUCAGCCUCGCGAAAGCGGAAAGCAAAAACAACUGUGGGCGAAAUCAAGACCCACCUCCAAGACGAUGAGUUCGAGGAGGAGGCUUUAGUAGACAUUUCCCUCGAAAGACCACCUGACUUUGUGCCAGAUGCUGUCACAAAGAUGUUCGGUGCAAGUGAUUUCAGCUACUUGAAACUUAAGCCCGACCAUGCCUCCAGACCGAUCUGGAUCUCCCCCAAGGACGGCCGUAUCAUCCUUGAGAGUUUUUCCCCGUUAGCCGAACAGGCGCAGGAUUUCUUGGUCACCAUUGCGGAACCGAUUAGUAGGCCAUCACACAUCCACGAGUACCGUAUCACAGCGUAUUCGUUAUAUGCCGCUGUCUCUGUUGGGUUGGAAACCGAUGAUAUCAUCUCUGUUUUGAGUCGUCUAUCCAAGGUUCCAGUGGCGCCGUCAAUCUUGAACUUUAUCAAGAGUGCCACCAUCUCCUACGGUAAGGUAAAAUUGGUCUUGAAGCAUAAUCGGUAUUUCGUGGAAAGCCCCCAAGCAGACAUCUUGCAGAUGUUGUUGAAAGACCCCAUCAUUGGCCCGUUGCGUAUCUCUUCCGAGACCGUCACCAGCGAUGGGCUAGUGGAAACCAGAGCCCCGCACGCGGAUGACAUCGAAAUUGCGGGGGUGAAGCACUCCGAAACAGCCAAGAACGGUGAGAAGAAGGAAACCGUGGAAGAAAAGGAAGUUGAGGAUAUCUUUGCUUCGGUGGUGGGUGAUAAAGACGAUGAGGACGAUGACUUGGACGUUGUGCAUUCCUUUGAGGUGUCGUCGGAUUCGGUUGAAAUCAUCAAGAAGCGAUGCCAGGAUAUCGACUAUCCUGUGUUGGAAGAGUACGACUGUCGUAAUGAUACUCGGAACCCUGACUUGAAUAUCGAUUUGAAACCAUCCACGCAGAUUAGACCGUACCAAGAAAAGUCGUUAAGUAAAAUGUUCGGUAACGGGCGUGCUAGAUCGGGGAUUAUCGUCUUGCCCUGUGGCGCCGGUAAGACGUUAGUCGGUAUCACCGCUGCGUGUACUGUAAAAAAGUCGGUUAUUGUGCUCUGUACCUCUUCCGUGUCUGUCAUGCAAUGGAGACAACAGUUUUUGCAGUGGUGCACCAUUCAACCGGAAAACGUUGCGGUUUUCACGUCCGAGAACAAGGAAAUGUUUUCCUGUGACGCUGGGUUGGUUGUUUCGACAUAUUCGAUGGUUGCCAAUACCAGAAACAGAUCCCACGACUCCCAAAAGGUGAUGGAUUUCUUGACCUCUAGAGAAUGGGGGUUGAUCAUUUUGGACGAGGUCCACGUUGUUCCGGCCGCCAUGUUUAGACGAGUCGUCACCACCAUCGCCGCGCACGCCAAGCUUGGGCUCACUGCCACUUUGGUGCGUGAAGAUGACAAGAUUGGUGACUUGAACUUCCUUAUUGGGCCAAAGUUGUACGAGGCCAACUGGAUGGAUCUUGCCCAGAAGGGCCACAUCGCCAACGUGCAGUGUGCCGAAGUGUGGUGCCCGAUGACGGCAGAGUUCUACCAAGAAUACUUGAACCAGACUGCCAGAAAGAGAAUGUUGUUGUACAUCAUGAACCCAACCAAGUUUCAGGCGUGCCAGUUUUUGAUCCAUUACCACGAAAAGAGGGGUGAUAAAAUUAUCGUAUUUUCCGAUAACGUCUAUGCCUUGCAAGAGUAUGCCUUGAAGCUUGGAAAGCCGUUUAUUUAUGGUUCUACCCCACAGCAGGAGCGUAUGAACAUUUUGCAAAAUUUCCAAUACAACGACCAAGUCAGCACGAUUUUUCUAUCCAAGGUUGGUGACACCUCUAUCGACUUACCGGAAGCCACCUGUCUCAUCCAGAUUUCCUCGCACUACGGUUCGCGUCGUCAGGAGGCCCAACGUUUGGGUCGUAUCUUGCGUGCCAAGAGACGUAACGAUGAGGGCUUCAACGCCUUCUUUUACUCGUUGGUCUCGAAGGACACCCAGGAAAUGUAUUAUUCUACUAAGCGGCAGGCAUUUUUGGUGGAUCAGGGUUAUGCCUUUAAGGUGAUUACCCACUUGCACGGUAUGGAGAAUCUUCCAGACUUGGCCUAUGCUUCUGCCAGGGAAAGACGUGAGUUGUUACAGGAAGUUUUGUUGAAGAACGAGGAGGCUGCCGGGAUUGAGGCCGGUGAUGAUGCUGACAACUUUGUUGGCAGAGGUAACACGGAUGUGAGUGUCAAGAGGGCCAAGUCCUCGGCUUCCAGAAAUGCCGGUUCCUUAGCCAGUUUGGCCGGUGGUGAAGACAUGGCAUACAUCCAGUACAGCAAGAAUAAGAAUAAGGAUUUGAAACAACACAAUUCUGUGAUUCAAAAGCUUUAUUACAAGGGUAAGAAGAAGUGAUUUUUUUUCUAGCCCGCGAAUUCGAUGUCAUUGAAAUUUUGUAAGAUGGGAAUAUUAUGUUAAAUAAACAUGUACACCCCCCC
Babjeviella inositovora NRRL Y-12698 is the source of this 2665-nucleotide messenger RNA. Its product is annotated as TFIIH/NER complex ATPase/helicase subunit. Bases 51 to 2582 code for a protein of 843 amino acids. Gene Ontology annotation, biological process: transcription initiation at RNA polymerase II promoter; nucleotide-excision repair. The transcript has 2 exons. Gene Ontology annotation, molecular function: ATP binding; DNA binding; 3'-5' DNA helicase activity. The record is from RefSeq and is a predicted model, not a curated record. Gene Ontology annotation, cellular component: nucleotide-excision repair factor 3 complex; transcription factor TFIIH holo complex; transcription preinitiation complex. Lineage: Eukaryota; Fungi; Ascomycota; Pichiomycetes; Serinales.